AGGUGAUGCUGGUGGGCGACUCGGGGGUCGGCAAAACCUGCUUGCUGGUGCGGUUCAAAGACGGCGCUUUCCUCGCCGGCAGCUUCAUUUCCACGGUCGGAAUUGACUUCAGGAAUAAGGUGCUGACGGUGGAUGGGGUGAAGGUGAAGCUGCAGAUCUGGGACACGGCCGGGCAGGAGCGCUUCCGCAGCGUCACCCACGCCUACUACCGGGAUGCCCACGCCUUGCUCCUGCUCUACGAUGUCACCAACAAAGCGUCCUUCGACAACAUCCAGGCUUGGCUGACAGAGAUUCAUGAAUACGCACAGCAAGACGUGGUGCUCAUGUUACUGGGAAACAAGGUGGAUUCAGCCCAGGACAGAGUGGUGAAAAGGGAAGAUGGAGAAAAAUUAGCCAAGGAGUACGGCGUGCCCUUUAUGGAAACCAGCGCAAAAAGUGGCCUCAAUGUUGAAUUAGCGUUCACAGCCAUUGCAAAGGAACUGAAGCACAGGUCCAUGAAGCUGCCCAACGAGCCCAAAUUCAAGCUCCACGACUACGUGAAGAAGGAAGUGAGAGGCUCGGGCUGCUGCAGGUCCUAAUGUGCUCGGUGCAUUUGUACAGAGACUCAUGCCCAAGUGUUUGUGCGCCGCGCUCUCUCUCUCUCUCUUCUCGUGGACAAUGUGUGCAUGUCUGUCUGUCGUGUCUGUAUCUGCCGAAAAGGUGAGCCGGGACGUGGGGAAGCAGCAGGAGGAGGAAUCUCCCUCGGCUGGGGCGGAUGCUGGCCGUGCUACAGCAAAGUGCCAGGCGCUGCUCCCCGAGCCCCCCAUCGCCUCCAUCCGCACUGCGAGCCCUCCGGCUGCCCUCGCCGGUCACUCCUGCUGGUGACCACCCAUCCCCAUGCAGGUGGGAGGUGGGCAUUCAGGAUGGGACCGGGGUGGGCUGGGCUCUUGCUGUGGUCCCCUCCAGGACCUGGCUGUCUCUACCCGGUCAGCAGCAGCCAGGAGCCAUAUGAAGCUUCUUUAAUUAGCAAGAAUUAUGGCUGAGGGGAACAACCGCCUUCUCCCCACCCAGACAUCUGGGUAGGGAAAAAGUCCUGAUUUCCCUUUUCUUUCCCCAAGAACCUGGAAUCGAGCUGUUCAGAGCCCCAGCCUGGGCCACACAGGAAAGACUUGUCCUCAAGGCAACCAUUUUUGUAGUUGCUUACUGACGUCUGUCCAUCUUUCCUGGGGUGCAAUGCACCUCCGCGAUGAAGGCUCCUCCUCUUCCCCACAGACGACACGAGCUUAGCUGUCUGUUCGAGUGAGCUCCUGCUGACCCAUCUGUUGUACAGAGAUUCCUGAAUGUUUAUCUGUUUGGUAAAGGCUUUGGUUCUCUUACUACUGCCGUUUCUAGUACUUUAAUUGAGAAGAAAUCUGGUGUAUUGCAGCUUAUCCUAAAUACCUUCAUGUAAGUGCGAUAGCGUUUUUAGACUGCAACAAUGCUUUGAUAUCUUCAAAGUUCUCUUGGGACAGCUCUUUCUGUUGACUGAAGGAAGCUGGGGGGGAUGCUGUAGGCUUUGAUUUCACCGGUUUCAGACUCUCCUGCCAGCUCUCUUCAAGGGACUCCUCACCCCUUUGGUCUGUGUCAGUCAUCUGGCUUUUUUUUUUUUUUUUUAAAAAAAAAAAAAAAAGCUGAACUUCUAAGUACGGAUUUGAAUUUGGAUGAAGUGUUUGGCCUUUGGCAAUUUUCUUUGAAAAUGCCACAUGCACAACCAGGUGCCCAGUGCGCUGAACCUCCCCACGCUGCCCUAAAUGGACCACUUUUAAAUUAAAAUAACCCAUCCUUCACCCCGCAGCCAAGCACCAGCUCUCUCAGCAGUCGGUUCAGAUGCCUCUGCCCCUCGUUUUGCUCCAGCACCGCAUUCCUGACGUGCAGAAAAGACCCUCUGCAGCUGCUGCGUGUGAUUCAGGCAGGGACUCCUCAGAGCUGCACUCCUCAGUCAGCUACAGUAAAAUGAGCUGCUGAAGUGAGUCCAGCCCAGUAACAGUAUGAAAAAAAGAUCCUAAAAUAAGCCUACUGAGAACAGAGCAUUUUUUUUUUCCUAAAUAGCAUUUUAGGGAGAAACAAGUCUUUCAACUGUCUGAUUUAAAUUUUAUUUAAAUUAUUUGUUGCAAAAAAAAAAGAAGUUCUUGCAGGCAGAGCUCCACUGCCAGCACCACAGGAGCAGGCAGGAGAGUUGUGCUGAUGGCUGCAGGGGGGGAAUGGCAGUCCAGGGACACCCCUGUGUCCCAUGUCCAGCAGCGAGUGCUCCCCACAGAUCCAAGGGGCCAGGGCUGCUCCAGCAGAGACUUUCUCUGCUGUAACUAACUGGAGUUCUCUUCACCCUCUCUCAAAUUCCUGCUAUGAGCGGUCUCUUGAGGUUUGUGGGUGAGUAGCAACCAGGGGGAGGCUCCACAAGCUGCUCAGGCGCUCCAGAAGCGCACGGGAAUGGGUGAAAACUCCCUGUUUCUGCUGCUUUGGUGAGCUUUGCCGUGCUCCCGUGGCUGCUGCUUGACCAGUGUCUCCUACACGAGGGUGCUCCUCUCCCAUUUCUCAUCCCGGGCUGCGUGGCACACGUCUGACUGGGGUUUUUCUCUCAUCCUGAGCUUGCCGAGCACCAGCGUUUCGGUAUCGCAGCUCCGCAGGGAAGGAGCAGCAUCCGCAGCUCCCACACCUCAUCCGUGCCCAGGUCUGCCUCUGGCACUGCCCUUUUUCAGCCCGACCUUGGCAGUGGAGCCUGUCCCGAGGUGACAGUUCCCUGCGUGGACACACCACCCCACGGGCCUCCCAGAAAGCAAAACCAAGCAGCGUUAUUCCCAACGCUCCCAUCAGGUCACUGCUUUCCCUCUUUCCCCGAAGGGCAGGAGAGCCUCGUGCCUUGUCCUGAAGAAAAAGCUCACAACUCUCAGCUUGGUCCUUCAGAGUGGGACCACAACCAAUUAAAAAGCUAAUUUAAAUAAGAAAGGUGCAAAUGCUUCCCUUUGGAGUACUUUAAAUAUGCCUGUUGGGAGCUAAUUACUACAGUAGAGAGAUCCCAACUGCAUUUGGGGGUAUUAGACCUAAACUUUAAGGCAGACUCAGCUCCCGUCUCUCCCAGUCACAAGUUCCCUCUCUACAACUGGUCACCAGUGCCUGUGCACUGACCUUGCCCCAAAGCUCUUCCUCAGACUGUUAUCUGGAAUCUUCUCACAUGGGCCUUUACUGCCACCAAGCGAUGAGGAAUUAAUGGUUCAGUGCAUUCUAGCAAGACAGAGGACUCGGCAUCACGUGCAACUUCUCAUUUUCGCUGGCUCUUGUUUACAGCUUUUGUUUCAUUCCUGUUAAUAAAUUUUUUUAAUAAUC
Messenger RNA from Calidris pugnax (ruff), 3339 nucleotides. It is a transcript of the gene RAB26, whose product is annotated as RAB26, member RAS oncogene family. The record is from RefSeq and is a predicted model, not a curated record. Gene Ontology annotation, cellular component: endosome; Golgi apparatus. Gene Ontology annotation, molecular function: GTP binding; GTPase activity. The coding region runs from base 6 to 578 and encodes 190 amino acids. NCBI's taxonomy places the organism in Eukaryota, Metazoa, Chordata, Aves, Charadriiformes, Scolopacidae. The transcript is spliced from 8 exons.